GGAGCUGCUCUUGGGGAAGUCCACUAAGUCCAUCCGCGACGUGGCCCGAAGGUUGGGCAUCAACCUGCUGGACAUCGAGCGCUACAAGCGGGUCUUCGAUAGCUUCGACCAGGACAAGAGCGGGGUCAUCGAGAUGCCGGAAUUCCGGAUGAUGCUGCACAGGCUGCUGAAGGUGCCGAACGGCCACCACCUGCCGGUGAGUCAGGUGAAGAGCUUCUGGAACAUGGCGGACAGUGAUGGCAAUGGCAAAAUCGACUUCCCCGAGUUCUGCGAGUUCUACCUGCGCGUCUUCAGCCGGCCGGGGGAGGACUUCCAGCUCAGCGACAUGUAUAGCAUCCGAAAGGUCUCGGUGAAGCGCUCCGUGUGACCGAAAUUGGACGCGACGGGCUUCAGGUGUCGAGCUCCUGAGAGAGAGCUCAGCCCACGGCAGUGGAGCAAAGAGCUGGCCUCGUUGCGUGCUGAGUGUGUUGCUUAGGACAUCCCCUUGAAAUUUUGGUCUCUUGCAACGCCUGGA
Messenger RNA from Effrenium voratum, 514 nucleotides. Lineage: Eukaryota; Dinophyceae; Suessiales; Symbiodiniaceae. The record is from the annotation of a GenBank genome assembly.